CUCCUCCCGCAGGCAACGCGGCACAAUGCAUCGCGGUGGGAGGCAAGCUGGGCUCCCCUGCGCCGGGAAGCGGCUGCCCCUCCCUCUGGAUCACACAGGGUUUUUGCAGUAGGUGACAGCAGGAUCGGGCACCAGGGAAGCAAUUGAUUCGUCUACUGCCCGCAUCCCAGAGUUGCCUACGCUGCCCAGAGAGGGAGAGAGGAAAGAGAAGAGGGGAGAGAAAGAGAGACUUACAAAACCUUCCUUCCAUGUGGAGUAGUCUGAGUGAAUCACUGCCCACCGUUGUAGACUCCAACUGUACUUAGUUUUCUCCUCUGACGGGGGCAUAUCUGCUGGUCUUUCAAGCCAAGUCGCUGGCACUUAACAUCUCCCCCCGGCAGGGAGUUGGCAAGAAUUUGGCUCACGCCUUCUGCUGCAAUCCUCCGCUGUCCUGGUGUGCCAGCCUUCCACCAUGACUGACACUGUGGUGAACCGAUGGAUGUACCCUGGUGAUGGCCCACUGCAGUCAAAUGACAAGGAACAGAUGCAGGCAGGAUGGUCCGUCCAUCCUGGAGCACAGACGGACAGGCAGAGAAAGCAGGAAGAACUGACAGACGAGGAGAAGGAGAUAAUCAACCGGGUGAUAGCUCGGGCAGAGAAGAUGGAAGCCAUGGAGCAGGAGCGCAUCGGGCGCCUGGUGGACCGUCUGGAGACCAUGAGGAAGAACGUAGCUGGAGAUGGUGUGAACCGUUGCAUCCUGUGCGGGGAACAGCUGGGCAUGCUGGGCUCUGCGUGUGUCAUGUGUGAAGACUGCAAGAAGAAUGUCUGCACCAAAUGUGGGGUGGAGACCUCCAACAACCGUCCGCAUCCGGUAUGGCUCUGUAAGAUCUGCCUUGAGCAGAGAGAGGUCUGGAAGCGCUCAGGAGCAUGGUUCUUCAAGGGUUUUCCAAAACAAGUCCUUCCACAGCCCAUGCCUAUAAAGAAGACCAAGCCCCAGCAGCCUGCUGGUGAGCCGGCCACCCAGGAGCAGCCUACACCCGAGUCCAGGCAUCCAGCCAGAGCUCCAGCUCGAGGUGACAUGGAGGACAGGAGGGCCCCAGGACAGAAGCCAGGCCCUGACCUCACCUCUGCUCCUGGACGAGGAAGCCAUGGGCCUCCCACACGCAGGGCCUCUGAGGCACGGAUGAGUACAACCACCCGUGAUUCUGAGGGCUGGGACCAUGCUCAUGGUGGGGGUGCUGGAGACACCAGCCGGAGCCCAGGAGGUUUGAGGCGAGCUAACUCAGUCCAGGCCUCCCGCCCAGCCCCAGCCUCCAUGCCAAGCCCGGCACCUCCUCAGCCGGUGCAGCCAGGGCCCCCUGGGGGCAGCAGGGCCACUCCUGGGCCGGGACGCUUUCCAGAGCAGAGCACAGAGGCUCCUCCAAGUGACCCUGGCUAUCCAGGGGCUGUUGCCCCAGCCCGGGAGGAGAGGACAGGACCCACUGGGGGCUUCCAGGCAGCGCCCCACACUGCAGGUCCCUAUUCCCAGGCGGCCCCUGCCCGCCAGCCACCGCCUGCUGAGGAAGAGGAGGAAGAAGCCAACAGCUAUGACUCAGAUGAAGCAACCACACUGGGUGCCCUGGAAUUCAGCCUUCUCUAUGACCAAGACAACAGCAACCUGCAGUGCACCAUCAUCAGGGCGAAGGGACUGAAGCCCAUGGACUCCAACGGCUUAGCGGAUCCCUAUGUGAAGCUGCAUCUGCUGCCUGGAGCCAGCAAGUCCAACAAGCUUCGUACGAAGACCCUGCGCAACACCCGGAACCCUGUGUGGAACGAGACGCUGCAGUAUCAUGGCAUUACAGAGGAGGACAUGCAGAGGAAGACACUCAGGAUCUCCGUAUGUGACGAGGACAAGUUUGGCCACAAUGAGUUCAUUGGUGAGACCAGGUUCUCGCUCAAGAAACUGAAGGCGAACCAGAGGAAAAACUUCAACAUCUGCCUGGAGCGGGUGAUCCCGAUGAAGCGCGCAGGGACCACUGGGUCAGCACGUGGCAUGGCUCUCUAUGAGGAGGAGCAGGUGGAGCGGAUCGGAGACAUAGAGGAACGGGGCAAGAUCCUGGUGUCCCUCAUGUACAGCACGCAGCAGGGCGGCCUCAUCGUGGGAAUUAUCCGCUGUGUGCACCUGGCUGCCAUGGACGCCAACGGCUACUCAGACCCCUUCGUCAAGCUCUGGCUGAAACCGGACAUGGGGAAGAAAGCCAAGCACAAGACUCAGAUUAAAAAGAAGACCCUGAAUCCCGAGUUUAAUGAGGAGUUCUUUUAUGACAUCAAACACAGCGACCUGGCCAAAAAGUCCCUGGAUAUCUCAGUGUGGGACUACGACAUUGGCAAAUCGAAUGAUUACAUCGGAGGCUGCCAACUGGGGAUCUCGGCCAAGGGCGAGCGCUUGAAACAUUGGUAUGAGUGUCUGAAGAACAAAGACAAGAAGAUUGAACGUUGGCACCAACUGCAGAACGAGAACCAUGUGUCGAGCGACUAGGACCUGGCGCCCUGGUGUCGCUGUCUCUGCCCCAGCUGCUCUCCCCUCUCAAAGUUUCCCUUGCCAACCGUGAACCUUCGAUGUCUACCCCACUUCAGGUUCUGCAACAAACGAACUCUCUGAGCUUCAGGGUCCGGAUGGGAGCCCUCUCUGGUCCUCAGAGAUUGGGUGGUGGGUGUGGGGAGACAUUUACAAAGAUUUACUCUGACCUUAAACAUAUUUGUGUCUCCUUGGGCAUUGGUGGACCCUCAGGCUGUGAGGACCAGCAGGGGGCAGAAGUUAUACAUUGAGGCUGCCUCUGUCCCUCCAAAUCACUCGAGAAAAAGCAAAUCAAAAGAAAACAGACACACUCUAGACACACCAGGAACUAGACACAGAAUACACUAAGGGCCUGCACCUCCCUUUCCAGGAAGCUGCCCAUCUGUUUCCUAGUAAAAGUAACCUCUCUCUCUCUGCACUUCCCUUCUCCUUGCUCACCUUCUGUCAAUACCUCCUCAGCCACCCUCCUACCCCACCC
Molecule: messenger RNA, 3014 nt
Organism: Rattus rattus (black rat)
Lineage: Eukaryota; Metazoa; Chordata; Mammalia; Rodentia; Muridae
Gene: Rph3a
Product: rabphilin 3A
Exons: 22
Coding region: 452-2497 (681 amino acids)
Biological process (GO): intracellular protein transport
Cellular component (GO): membrane
Molecular function (GO): small GTPase binding
Source: RefSeq, a predicted model, not a curated record